Molecule: messenger RNA, 3290 nt
Organism: Medicago truncatula (barrel medic)
Lineage: Eukaryota; Viridiplantae; Streptophyta; Magnoliopsida; Fabales; Fabaceae
Product: protein KINESIN LIGHT CHAIN-RELATED 2
Exons: 3
Coding region: 578-2965 (795 amino acids)
Molecular function (GO): protein binding
Source: RefSeq, a predicted model, not a curated record
UUUUCUUCUUCUCCUUCUUCCCUCCUUUUUCUGACAUCACAUUUCUGCAAAAUUCCUUUUAAUUCCUUAAAUUCAAUUCAAUCCUUUUUAUUUUCUUCAUUCAUUAAAUUAUUAUUAUUUUUAUUCUUCAACUGACCCUGAAUUCCCCAUUUUACCCCUGUUACGCCAUUGAUGUAUCUUCUGUUUCAUUCAUUCUUUUGAGUUUCUCUUCAUUCAUUCGUUUCUCUGUCUCUCUGAAACCGACCGACAAUCCCUCUGUUUCUUUCCAUUUUUAAGGUUUGUUUCUGUCUCUUUAUCUUCUUCUUAUUCUUUUUGUUAUUGUUUUAUUUUAAUUUAAUUUAAUCGAUUCAUUUUCAUACCCCCCGAAUCUAAACAAGGGAAAAAGACGAAACAGAGAAAAACAAUAAAACCCCUCCUUUUUGUUGUGUAUAUUCCUGUUUUUUGUUUUUGUUUUUUUGGGUUUUGACUUUUUUUUCUUUCUUUUUCAAAAACCUUUUUGUUUUUGUUACAUUAUUAUUGGUUUUGUUUUUGUUCUUUUCUACUUUAAUUGUUUGUGUCCAACGGUUUGGGAGAUCCAAUGGACAUUCUUUGUGAUGAUGAUAAGAAGGAAAUAAAAUUAGAAGAAGCCAAAGGGAUUCUGGAUCCUCUGAGAGAAUUAAAGAUGCCGGGAAUUGUUACAAACGGGGUUCAUGACGAUGGGGAAGUUAAUGAGAUGAAUGGGAACCGUUCUCCCACUAAGGCAAGCUUAACUCCAAUCAAGUCUCCAAGGAGUUCAAUGAGCCCGCAGAGACGUCAAAGUGUCGGUCCUAAUUUCCAGGAUGAUGGGGUUGUUGAGCCUUCAAUCGAGCAGCUUUAUGAAAAUGUGUGUGAUAUGCAGAGUUCUGAUCAGUCGCCCUCAAGACAAAGUUUUGGAUCCGAUGGCGAUGAGUCUAGAAUUGAUUCGGAGUUGCACCAUUUGGUUGGGGGACGGAUGAGGGAGUUGGAGAUAAUGGAAGAGGAGGUGGAGGUGGAGGUGGGAAGAAGGCCAGGAGAGAGUUCUAGUGGGGAAACAUCUUCUGGAAUGGGUAAUUUAUCUGAUGAUAAGAAGAUGGAUAUGGUGGCUGAGAUUCAAUCUGGUAGUAAAAGUCCGGUGAUUGAGAUUCAAUCUGGCAGUAAAAGUCCGGUGGUUAAGACACGAUCUAGUAGUAAAAGUCCGGUUUCCUCAGAAAAAAUUGUCAAACCACUGAAUUCAAGGUUGGGCUCUGACACUUCACCAAGAUCAAAACCCAAAGGAAAAAGUCCUCCUGCUAAAGCUCCUCUGGAGAGAAAGAAUGAUCAGCCUUUGAGAAAACAAACUAGAGGAGUUAAUGGCGUGAAGAAUUCAAAGAAUUCUCCUUUGGGAAAGUCGGUGUCAAUGAGUCGCGUUGAGAAUUCGGCUGAAUCAGCAUUAGAUAAACCAGAGCAAGCACCGAUAUUACUAAAGCAAGCAAGAGAUCUUAUGUCAACUGGAGAUAAUCCGCACAAAGCUCUUGAGUUGGCUCUUCAAGCAAUGAAACUGUUUGAGAAGUUUGGCAAUGGGAAGCCGAGUUUGGAACUGGUUAUGUGUUUACAUGUUACCGCAGCAAUAUAUUGCAGCCUGGGUCGAUAUAGCGAGGCAAUUCCCAUUCUUGAGCGUUCGAUUGAGAUUCCUGAUAUCGGGGAAAGUCAACAGCAUGCUCUUGCUAAAUUUGCCGGUCACAUGCAACUUGGAGACACCUAUGCUAUGUUGGGCCAGCUUGAGAAUUCAAUAAUGUUCUACACUGCUGGGUUUGAAGUCCAGAGGCAUAUUUUGGGAGAAACAGACCCAAGAGUUGGUGAAACUUGUCGGUAUUUGGCUGAAGCUAAUGUUCAAGCUUUGCAAUUUAAUGAAGCAGAGGAGCUCUGUCAAAUGGCUCUUGACAUUCACAGAGAAAAUAGUUCGGCCCCAUCUAUUGAAGAAGCUGCUGAUAGGAGGCUCAUGGGUCUUAUAUGUGAAACAAAGGGGAAUCAUGAAGCAGCUCUUGAACACCUUGUUUUAGCCAGCAUGGCAAUGGUUGCAAAUGGCCAAGAAGCGGAAGUGGCAUCUGUUGACUGCAGCAUUGGAGACACAUACUUAUCCUUGUCUCGAUAUGACGAGGCUGUCUUUGCAUAUGAAAAAGCGCUAGCAGUUUUCAAGACCAGCAAAGGAGAGAAUCAUCCAGCAGUAGGGUCGGUCUUUGUACGUUUGGCCGAUUUGUAUAACAGGACAGGGAAGAUAAGGGAAUCAAAGUCGUAUUGCGAUAAAGCACUUAAAAUAUAUGAGAAUCCAAUGCCUGGAGUUACUCCAGAGGAGAUUGCUAGCGGUCUUACAAAUCUGUCAAGUAUCUAUGAGUCAAUGAAUGAGGUUGAUCAGGCACUCAAGUUACUGCAGAAAGCAUUGGAGAUAUAUAAUGAUGCCCCCGGUCAGCAAGGAACAAUAGCAGGAAUCGAAGCUCAGGUGGGGGUUAUGUACUACAUGUUGGGAAACUAUACUGAAUCUUAUAACACUUUGAAGAAAGCAAUCGCAAAACUUCGUGCUAUUGGAGAGAAGAAAUCAUCCUUCUUUGGUAUUGCUCUUAAUCAAUUGGGGCUUGCCUGUGUGCAGCGUUAUGCCUUAAGGGAAGCUAUAGAAUUAUUUGAGGAAGCAAAGAGUGUUUUGGAACAUGAGUUGGGGCCUUAUCACCCUGAAACGCUUGGAGUAUAUAGUAAUCUUGCAGGCACGUACGACGCAAUUGGAAGGCUGGAUGAUGCAAUUCUAACUUUGGAGCACGUUGUUAGUAUGAGGGAGGAAAAGCUUGGGACAGCGAAUCCCGACGUGGAUGAUGAAAAGAGAAGGUUGAGUGAGUUGUUGAAGGAAGCCGGUAAAGUUCGAAGCAGAAAAGUCAGGUCACUAGAGAACCUUUUUGACGGCGAUGCUCACACUUUAAACAACCUUGUCAUCAAGGCCUAAUAAGGAUUUCCCUUAAAGAAACUUGAUUCUUUGAUGCUUUACAGGAACACAAUGUGAAAAAAUUGAAGGGAUAAGCAUAUCCUGAUAGUGUUAAUAUACAGUAUGAUUGACGAGUGUUAUACUUAAUGGGAUAAAAUGGAAUCAUUGAAAAGUGGAAUAAUUUCUGCUAAAAUUUUAUUUGAGCUGUGUUGUUUUUAUUUGUAUGAUACGUGUAAGUCAUUGUGGUAUACAGAUUAGCCCUUUAUUUGUGUAUACAACAUUUUCCCCCCUUUGUUUCGUUUCAUAUAUAAAAAAAGAGUGAAGACUCUGUCUGAAACUUUUUGAU